UUAAAGGUUUUAGGAGACUUUUCAAGACUUGCCUUUGAUAUGCACUGGGAAAAAUCCCCACCAUCAUUGGUUGCCAAUUCAAGACCAUACCAGGGUGUUCGUGUAAGAGACCCAGUCAAAGAGCUGUUGAGGAGGAAAAGAGGUUUGGAGCCUCCCCCUGCUAAGACAUCUCCCUCAGCUGCAGAUGUGGUUCCAUACAACAAUCAGUCAUCCUAUCCACAAGGUAGUUUUGGAUUUGAGCUGGCCAGCAGCGCCUCAACUGACUCCCUGGCCACUGCCGGUGAUGGAGGGGCGCACUAUGCAGGGUGGAGAACCCAGCCGACUGCCACUUUUGCCGGGUUGCAGCCUACCGCAACGUCCUGGUCCUCGUCUGAGUAUAACCACCAGGAUCCCUCCACGCAGACCCUGGCAUAUCCUGCCCCCACCACCCUCACAGCAGAUAUGUAUAUGCAGACUCUCUGCUCUAGCUACACCGUGGUCAGGCCUCCCACAAUGCUGACUUACUCCCACACACCACUCGUCACUAACUUGGGGACAAUACCUAUGGCACCAGCACCAGCCAGCCUCCCGCAGAUGGACCUUCAGGACUCAGGGUUGACUUACAUCCCCUGGGCCCAGCCCCUGACGACCAUAUCCACCAUGCCCAGCACAGGGGUUCAGUUUACACCAGGUUCUGCAGCACUGCCUGGGUCUCCACUGGUCCACAUGCCCCUGCCCAUGCCUCUGACCACUAUGAUUUCUCAACUAGACACCCAGGGGUUAGACGCUCAGGCCCAGCCCAUCCAGCUCCCACAGCCUUCAGACCACCAGAUGAACUCCAAAACACCAACUCUAGACAUGGCACCUCAACCCCUUGUUAAGGAUCCAGAUGUGCAACCAGAAUCUCCAAACCCGCUAGAGAAACUUCUAGAGGAUCCAAAGGAAGAGGAUGAAGAAGAAGACAAAAACAAUUACAGCAAUUCUUUAUUCCUACGCGACGUCUGAAAGUUAUCAAUUAGCAAAGUGUCAUAUUACAUUCCUGUGGGUGUAUAUGUUGAGUGAUUUGAUUUUCUUCCUGAGUGAUUUUUUUUGUUUGUUUUAUUUUUA
Molecule: messenger RNA, 1086 nt
Organism: Lampris incognitus (smalleye Pacific opah)
Lineage: Eukaryota; Metazoa; Chordata; Actinopteri; Lampriformes; Lampridae
Product: POU domain class 2-associating factor 1
Exons: 5
Coding region: 40-984 (314 amino acids)
Biological process (GO): positive regulation of transcription by RNA polymerase II
Cellular component (GO): RNA polymerase II transcription regulator complex
Molecular function (GO): DNA binding; POU domain binding; transcription coactivator activity
Source: RefSeq, a predicted model, not a curated record